AUGUCUGGCGGAUCCAGGAGACUGGACAUAUCGUCGCUGCUCUGCGACGACACCCCCGACGACCAUGUCGUUCUUGCUCCACAUCUCAGGAGUCUCGAGGCCCUCGUCCACGCUGCAACCCAGGAACGUCGGCGGUUGUCGGGCAGUGACCUUAUCCAACCACAACCCCAGCAACCUCACCCUCACCAACCCCAACAGUUCUCGCAGCACCAGCAUCACCAGCAACAGGCACGACAGUCUCCGCAGUUCCAUCGCAAUUCAUGGAAAGAGGAGCCAUCUUAUCCCCCGCGUCAACCCCAAAGCCCGCUGCAUCCCAAGUCAAUCGAUGAACUUACCCUUCAUAGUCCCCGCGAGACAUUCAAAGCCCCUACAUCCCCUUAUCAGCAACCCCAGCAGUCCCGGCUUCACUCUUAUGACGAAGAUAAACACAGAUUUCAUCAAUUAAGACAACAACAAUUGGAACAGCAGGAACGUGACCAUCAGUAUUACCGUGCCCAAGAAAUCCAGCGACAACACCGGUUGCAGCAGGAAGAGGCUGAUAGGAGGAGGGCUCAGGAAGCAGAGCGACUCGCAGAGCUCGAAAGAAAGGCUCAGCUGGAGAGGGAACGAAUGGAAGAGGAGCGACAGAAGUUGGAGAAUGAGCGAAAGCGCUUGUUGGAAGUAGAACGACGUUUGCAAGAGCAGGAACAGCGGCGGCAGGAGGAGAGCCGCAGGGAGGCGGAACGUCUCAGGCUGGAGGAGGAGCGACGGGAGCAUGAGCGCCGUGAGCGAGAGAUUGCGGCCAUUCGCGAGGCGGAGCGUCGAGAGCAACAACGUCGUGAACGAGAGGAGAUUCAGAGAAGGGAGGAACAGCAACGGUACUUUAAUGCGCAGGAGAUUCAACGAUCUGAAGAUAUGCAACUUCGACUGCACCACCACCAGCACCAGCGGCGUCUCCUUUCGCCACACCAGCAACACCAUGCACAUUUAUCUCUCCAACACCACUCGAUGCAUCAGCACCAACAACCAAACCAAAGGCAAUACGAGCAUCCGCCCCGCAUCGAAAUACCUCCUGGACCUCAGCUGACAACAUCCCGCAAAUCCGAUCCUAUUCCAAUUCUCAAGUCCUCUCAGUCACAGUCGCCCAUCAUCCAGCCGCUUUCACAUAUACCACCUGAUCAACGGCCCACCAAGAAGCGGCGGUAUUCUGAGUCCCCUUCCAUGGCUCCCAUGCUCGUCGAUGAGAGUCAUGACCGCAUUCAGCGUGAACGGGAGAAGAUGUCCGCGGGGGAGAUAGGUUAUGGUCGUUUUGAAUCACCGAUAGCAGGUCCUUCCUCCUCGUCAGUACCGACGUACACGACUAUUCCAUCGCCAAUGUCCGUGGUCCUCAAUCCCGUUGCCCCUCGCCGUCCUCACUCAGGUUCCGGUUCCGGUGGAAGGAAACCCGUAUCUGUCUCUGACCUCUUAUCGCCGGACCAUGAGGAUCCAAUAUCCAGUGUCUCGUCACCGUCCAUUCCCUUAGGCCGGCGUUCUCCGCCCGGAAGUCAAAUCGGGAGAGCUAAAGCCUCUCGAAAAGCGGAAGAGUAUUCGCAAACGCCUCAUCCCCCACCAUCUCGGCCUUCCGUGCCCACCUCUUCCCCUCCCUCUGCUCACCAUCCCAACCCAGUCAUUGCGAUUCCCGAGGUGCACCGACCAGUAUCCCUGCAAGUUCCAUUAUCCCCUCAACCACUUCCGACGACUGCGGCCUCAGUGGAAGAUUCCCGUCCUUCCGUACCUGUGAAGCGACAUAAAGGCGAUAAGGAAGAAUCCUCAGAGCAUGCACUCGACGGGCCUGUCCCAGCCCCGCGGAAGAAGACUCCGUCAACGCAUGGGAAGGAGAAAGAGCAAUUUCGGCCUCAUAAACCUCCGGAGAAAGAUGAGCCGAAGGAGCAUGGCACAGGGACGGCGCAAGAGGGAGAUGCGCAUGACUGGCUAUUGCAACAUUACGCCCACGCUUCACCCGCUAAGCAGGGGCGAGAUAGUCCAAGCCACUCAUCUUCCAACACCUCAUCACGUACUGCUCGACCACGAACACAAUCUCCGUCCUCCUCCACAGUGCCUCGUCGCACAAAGUCACCAGUCGUAACGGUACCGUUCAAGAAGCAAGCUGCACAGCCGCCACCACCCCCGUCGACAGUGAGGGACCAAGACCAAGCGGACGACGAUGACGAUGGUGGGUUGGACCAGGAGCUGGAGGAGUUGCUGGCUGAAGUCAAGGUGCCCAACAAGCCGACUCCUCCUGACUCGAUGGAUGUCGACGUUGAUUCUGCUGUCGCCGAUCUCGUGGCUGAAACGUUGGAGGAGAGACACGCCCCCCAGAAGGAAGCCAAUCGCCGGCCUAGGACGAAUCUCACGAAGGAGGAGGAAGAGGAGGAAGAUGGGGACAUUGCCAUGCGACCUGCCUCCACCGCUCCGGAAGCGCAAACCCUUGUCGAUGAUGUCGAGGAUGAAUUACUCAGCUUGGUGGAAGACAAGCCAACUCAUGUCUCUCAUGUCUCGGCGACUCUUCUGCCCAAACAGCACGAUGUCCCAGUUGGGAGUGGCAAAGCAGCGAAGGCCGCCAGCAAAGCAUCUCGCAAGCCCGCGAAACCGAGCAAAACAUUGCCGCCUCCCCUGAAGACUUCCGGUAUCUCGAGCGAAGUCCAUUUGGCAUCUGCGACAGCCACGUCUGCAUCACCCACAUCCGCUUCCCGAGACCUGCCACCUCUGUCGGAUUCCGCGCCGCCUUCUGCAGCUGCGAAGGACGGGAGCAUUAAACAAAAGAAGGUCAAGGACGAUGAUAGAGGGAAAGAUAUCGACGGGGAUUCGCCACCCUCUGCCCCAACCACCACGGCGCCGGUCAAGAAGAAGAACGCGAAGAAGUCCAAGGCUCAAACCUCUGUUGAAGAGGGUACACCUUCGUCCUCCACCUCGACGGUCCCAAAGGCUAAAGCAAAGUCGUCCAGCAAAGUCAAAAAGGCUUCCGGUGAUCUAGAUGGGAACAAAACGACUAAUUCUAUUGUCCAUACCCCCUCCGAUACGGGCUCCAAGUCGACGAAAUCUGCCGCUGGGGCUAUCUUCACCAAGGGAGGUUCGGUCUCGCGCUCCAGGUCGACAAGCGUGAAGCCUGGUAUUGCUGUUGACGAACCUCAAAGCCCGGCCGAUUCCAAGCUCGCUGACGAAGAGGAGUCGCAGGAUACCACGAACGAGGACGACAAGCUGUACUGCGUAUGCAAAACCAAGUACGAUCAGGAAAGGGCCAUGAUUGCAUGUGACCGCUGCGAUGACUGGUACCACAUGCAAUGUGUCAACAUGCCCGAACUUGUUGCAGACCUCGUUGACCAAUUCUUCUGCCCUCCUUGCAUCGAAAAAAAUCCCAAACUCAACCUGACCACUACGUACAAGGCGCGUUGUCUAUGGGGACUAAAGCACCCAGACCCAGAUUCCGUGGCUGCGUGCCACAAACCUGCCCGCGGUGCAUUUUCGAAAUACUGUUCUGAAGAAUGCGGUGUCAAGUACAUGCAAUCUCGCAUCGAUUCCUGGGCGAAGAAAGGCGGGAAGAAGGAAAAGUUGUGGGAGAGUGUUAAGCAUGCGGAGAAAAGGGAAGGAGUGGUGGUCAGGAUCGAAGCUACGGACGAGUGCGCCAAACCCGCAAAUCUCGUCACACCAACAGAUGACGAAGACUCCAAGAACGGAGUUCUCUGCUCUUCAGAAAAGACCUCGCAGCUGAAAGCAGGGAAGCCCGUCAAGACCAAAGUCGAGCGGGAUAAAGAACGACUCAAUGCGACUUUGGACCACCUUGCGAAGGUGCAGGACGAGAUUAAGAAGAGCCUGGAGAUCCUCAGCUGGAGGGAGCGUUUACUUAAUCUUGCGGUGGAGAGGUCGGAAACGGUUUCUCAAUGCGGAUGGGAUCAACGGCUCUGUUUUGGGGAUGAUGAAUGGACUGAGGGCUUGGGUCAAACCAUUGCGGAUAGUUACGAGUCUUACGACAGGUCCGAUCGAAUGGACAUCGAUGAAGCUGAGGGAACACCUUCAGUGGAGGGCUCUUGGUGGUGUUCUCAAGAUUCGGGCUGCGCAAGACAUGUCGGGUGGCAGACAACGCGCUUCAAGGACAUCGCCAAGGAGAAAGAGAAACGGGAAGAGGCUUUUGCGAAAUUCCACGGUCGUGAACAAGACGUCCGCGCGCAGCUGGAGGAGCUGGAAAGCCCGUCUGUCCCUAAUGAGAAGCAGCGCCGUCCUUCCAACGCGAGGGGCUCAGGGACAGGACCACCGACCCAUACCAGCAAGACGACCCAUAAACCGCUGACCUCCAUAAAUUCGCGACUCCCAAAUGGCCAAUCCAAGGGUAAAGGCGCCGCCAGUGAGCCGGUGAAGAAAGGAAAAAAGCGGAAGGCACCCUAA
Coprinopsis cinerea okayama7#130 is the source of this 4398-nucleotide messenger RNA. RefSeq lists its product as hypothetical. NCBI's taxonomy places the organism in Eukaryota, Fungi, Basidiomycota, Agaricomycetes, Agaricales, Psathyrellaceae. Bases 1 to 4398 code for a protein of 1465 amino acids. The transcript has 7 exons. The record is from RefSeq and is a predicted model, not a curated record. Gene Ontology annotation, cellular component: Set1C/COMPASS complex.